This is a messenger RNA of Corylus avellana, 624 nucleotides long. RefSeq names its product pathogenesis-related leaf protein 4-like. Lineage: Eukaryota; Viridiplantae; Streptophyta; Magnoliopsida; Fagales; Betulaceae. Gene Ontology annotation, cellular component: extracellular region. The record is from RefSeq and is a predicted model, not a curated record.
UGUGCCUUAAGGAAAUGGGGUUGACAAAGUUUUUGCUAGCACUAUGCUUCAUAGGCUUAACCCUACCUCAUUUCUCCCUAGCCAAAAAUGGCCGCGGACUCGGCCGCCAGCGCUUCCUCGACGGACACAACAAGGCUCGUGCCGAGGUCGGUGUUCCGCCGCUUACGUGGAACCACACCCUUGCGGUCUACGCUAAAAAUUAUGCUAAUUCGAGGAUCCAAGACUGCAAAUUGGAACAUUCAGAUUACAAUGCUGUAGAUUAUGGAGAAUGUAUUGCCGAAGGCUAUGAUGUGUUGAAGCCUCAAGAUGCAGUGAAGGCGUGGGUGGCUGAGAAGCCAAACUAUGACCAUGCAUCCAACAAAUGUGUUGGUGGUGAGUGCGGCCACUACACCCAGGUGGUUUGGCGUGACACAAAAUAUCUUGGGUGUGCCAGGGCCAAGUGCAAAAAUGGCUGGAUGUUUGUCACUUGCAACUAUUAUCCUCCAGGAAAUUACGAAGGAGAGCGUCCGUACUAGUAAUCCAUUUGAAAACCCCAGGCCAUCCUAAUUAAUAUGAUAUUUUUGUAAUUUUCAUUAUGUAUAUAUAAUAAGGGGAGAAAAUGAGGAAUAUUAAAUAUUGCUCUUA